UCCCGCCACCGGGUCAGAGCGAAAUCCAAGUGCUGCAGGCAGGCAGAGCGGCCGGAACCAACCUCACGGCGGAGAUGUACAGCAAGGCAGAGACGUUGGAGCUGCGGAGGAAGCACAUCGGGCCAUCGUGCAAAGUUUUCUUUGCUAAGGACCCCAUUAAGAUUGUGCAUGCUCGUGGGCAGUACAUGUUCGAUGAGAAUGGAGAGAAAUAUUUGGAUUGCAUUAACAACGUAGCACAUGUGGGACACAGCCAUCCACAGGUGACCAAGGCAGCAGUGAAGCAGAUGGAAUUGCUCAAUACCAAUUCUCGAUUCCUGCAUGACAAUCUGGUGGAGUAUGCCAAGCGUCUCACAGCUACCUUGCCAGAAGAGCUUUCUGUUUGCUACUUUGUGAACUCUGGGUCUGAAGCCAAUGACCUGGCAUUGCGCCUCGCUCGGCAGUAUAGUGGCCAUCAAGAUGUGAUUACUCUUGACCAUGCUUAUCAUGGCCAUGUAACUUCUUUGAUUGACAUCAGUCCAUAUAAAUUUAAUCAGCUGGGAAAAGAGGGCAAAAAGGAGUUUGUACAUGUGGCUCCUUCUCCAGAUAUCUACAGAGGAAAGUACAGGGAGGACCAUCAAGAUCCAGGAAGUGCUUAUGCUGAUGAUGUGAAAAAGAUAAUUGAAGAAGCUCAGAAGAACGGCCGCAAGAUUGCCGCCUUUAUUGCUGAGUCCAUGCAGAGUUGCGGAGGCCAAGUAAUUCCACCUGCAGGCUACUUCCAGAAAGUGGCAGAAACUAUCCACAAAGCAGGUGGUGUGUUCAUCGCUGAUGAAGUCCAGGUUGGUUUCGGUCGAGUUGGGAAACAUUUCUGGGGAUUCCAGCUACAAGGUGAAGAUUUUGUGCCUGACAUUGUCACUAUGGGAAAGCCAAUUGGCAAUGGCCAUCCAAUGUCCUGUGUAGUGACAACAAGACAGAUUGCUGAAGCCUUUGGUGCCUCUGGAUUAGAAUACUUCAACACUUUUGGAGGUAAUCCAGUGUCUUGUGCAAUUGGUCUGGCUGUACUGGAUGUAAUAGAAAAAGAAGAUCUCCGAAGAAAUGCCACAGAUGUUGGGAAUUACCUCACAGGGCUACUGAAGGAACAAAAGGAAAAACAUCCAUUGGUGGGAGAUGUCAGAGGAGUUGGUUUGUUUGUUGGCGUGGAUCUAGUGAAGGAUCAGCAGAAGAGAACACCUGCCACUGCUGAGGCUCAGCAUAUCAUCUACAAGCUGAAAGAACGGAAAAUUCUUUUGAGCGCUGACGGGCCUUACAGAAACAUCUUGAAAUUUAAGCCACCCAUGUGCUUCUCUAAGGAAGAUGCAAAGUUUGUAGUCGAUCAGAUUGAUGAGCUCCUUGCAGAUCUAGAAGAAGCAACUGGAAUCAGGACCAGAAACAGACUACCUACAACCACACAAUAUAAAAGAAAAGUGCCUACGGAAGGAAGCUCUCAGCUAGACAGUCUCAGCGAGAGCAUCAGCCAUAUCAAUGGAAGUGCCUGCAGGCAAGAAAAUGGGUUUUCUGCUGAAAACCACACAGUGUCUUGCAAACGGAUCAGGACUUGAAGAGUGAAAAAUUAUUUAUUUUUU
Molecule: messenger RNA, 1598 nt
Organism: Gekko japonicus
Lineage: Eukaryota; Metazoa; Chordata; Lepidosauria; Squamata; Gekkonidae
Gene: ETNPPL
Product: ethanolamine-phosphate phospho-lyase
Exons: 13
Coding region: 75-1574 (499 amino acids)
Cellular component (GO): mitochondrion
Molecular function (GO): ethanolamine-phosphate phospho-lyase activity; transaminase activity; pyridoxal phosphate binding
Source: RefSeq, a predicted model, not a curated record